AUGGAGAAAGCAGAAGGAAGAAACCAAACGUCCAUCGUGGAAUUCAUCCUCCUAGGAUUUGGGAAUGGCCCUGAACUGCAGCCCCUCCUCUUCCUGUUGUUUCUAGUCAUCUACAUUGUGACGGUGGCUGGCAACAUGCUAUUUGUUGCACUAGUGGUGGCUGAUCAGCAUCUUCACACCCCCAUGUACUUCUUCCUGGGGAACUUGUCCUGCUUGGAGAUCUGCUACACUUCAACCACCCUGCCCCGGCUGCUGGCCAGUCUCCUGACUGGCGACAGAACCAUCUCUGUCCAGGGCUGCCUGGUGCAAUUGUAUUUCUUUGGUGUCACGUCAAAUACAGAAAAUCUCCUGCUCACGGCCAUGUCUUACGAUCGGUACCUAGCGAUCUGCCACCCCCUGCGUUACACUGUUCUGAUGACUGGCCGGGUUUGUUGCCUGCUAGUGGCAGGGGGCUGGAUAAGUAGCCUACUGAGCAGCACCAUAGUACAGAUUUACUUGUGGCAAUUCACGUUUUGUGAUUCCAAAGAAAUCGACCAUUUCUUCUGUGAUUUUUCACCCAUUUUAAAAUUGUCCUGUAGCGACACCCAGACUCUAGAAUUGGUGACAUUUAUUCUUGCUGUCAUAGGCACGUUUCUUCCCUUUCUACUGACUCUGACAUCCUAUAUUUGUAUAAUCAUCAAUAUCCUGAGAAUCCCUUCCAACACUGGGAGGAAAAAGGCCUUUUCCACCUGCUCCUCGCACCUCAUUGUGCUUGCAAUUUUGUACGUGACUGUGUUAACUGUCUAUGUGGUUCCAAUACCCGACAGUCACAAGGUCCUACAGAAGAUAUUCUCUGUCUUCUACACAGUCCUGACUCCCAUUAUCAACCCUCUUGUCUACAGCCUGAGACCCCCUGCGUUACACUGUGCUGAUGAAUGGCCGGGUUUGGUGCCUGCUAGUGGCAGGGGGCUGGAUAAGUAG
This is a messenger RNA of Pelodiscus sinensis (Chinese soft-shelled turtle), 960 nucleotides long. Its product is annotated as olfactory receptor 6C75-like. Lineage: Eukaryota; Metazoa; Chordata; Testudines; Trionychidae. Gene Ontology annotation, biological process: G protein-coupled receptor signaling pathway. Gene Ontology annotation, molecular function: olfactory receptor activity; G protein-coupled receptor activity. Gene Ontology annotation, cellular component: membrane. The record is from RefSeq and is a predicted model, not a curated record.